CCUCGACACCGAGGCCCUGUAAUUAUGAGCUUUUCUUCAUCUGCUCUGGUUUUCCUUGUGGCCGGGAUUUAUAUGUCUUCAGAGAGUUUCCAUACUGAAAUUAUUGGAGGGAGAGAAGUACAGCCACAUUCCAGGCCUUUUAUGGCUUCCAUCCAGUACCGCGGCAAGCAUAUUUGUGGAGGAGUCCUGAUCCAUCCGCAGUGGGUGCUAACAGCCGCCCACUGCUACUCUCGAGGCCACUCUCCCACGGUUGUUUUAGGAGCACAUUCUCUUUCAAAGAAUGAGCCCAUGAAACAGACAUUUGAGAUUAAGGAAUUCAUCCCAUUCUCAGGAUUUAAGUCUGGAACGAAUGACAUCAUGCUGAUAAAGCUUCGCACGGCUGCAGAACUGAACAAGCAUGUCCAACUGCUUCACCUGAGAUCCAAAAACUAUAUUAGAGAUGGAACUAAAUGCCAGGUUACUGGCUGGGGAUCCACCAAGCCAGAUGUGUUAACCACCUCUGAUACACUGCAGGAAGUCACUGUUACCAUCAUAAGUAGAAAACGCUGCAACAGCCAGAGCUACUACAACCAUAAACCUGUUAUAACCAAGGACAUGAUCUGUGCAGGGGAUGCCAGAGGCCAAAAGGAUUCCUGCAAGGGUGACUCUGGUGGUCCUUUGAUCUGCAAAGGUGUCUUCCAUGCCCUAGUCUCUGGGGGCUAUAAAUGUGGCAUCUCCAACAAACCUGGAGUCUACACCCUGUUGACUAAGAAAUAUCAGACCUGGAUCAAAAGCAAGCUUGCCCCGUCGAGUGCACAUUGAGAUGACAAGUGGUUUUCUUGGAUCUGCCAGUCACUUGCUUCUUUUUCCAGGACAAGCUUGCAGACUGGCUUUCUCUUCGGG
Messenger RNA from Rattus norvegicus (Norway rat), 882 nucleotides. RefSeq names its product granzyme K (gene Gzmk). Gene Ontology annotation, cellular component: extracellular region; cell surface. NCBI's taxonomy places the organism in Eukaryota, Metazoa, Chordata, Mammalia, Rodentia, Muridae. The record is from RefSeq and is marked provisional. Gene Ontology annotation, biological process: proteolysis. Gene Ontology annotation, molecular function: serine-type endopeptidase activity.